ACGGAUUCGAAAGGAUCGUCAGUACCCUGCCGACGAACGAGUAAUGAUGGCACGACUGAUCAUAGCAACGCUGGCCGUGCUGUGCGGCCUUGCCAGCGGCCAGGGCGACCGCGGAGCCCAGAGUGUGCGCAUCCACAGCGCUCCGUUCCCCAACGCCCCCCCUGCCCCACAGCCCGGUCCGAUCCCCGGGAGCACCCCGGACUCGCUCCCACCAGAAUUUAGGUGCUUGUCAGCGUUCUCUGUGCGCAAGGCCACCCGAGGCUCGUCGACGGUACGAAGCGGCUCCUCAACCCGCGUCAGGUUCCAGGACGUGUUGACCGCCGAGGGAGGCUGGUCGCCGUCGGAGAACGACUUCCUGGCUCCCUGCAGGGGCCUCUACUUCUUCUCCUUCCACGGCGUGGCUCCCGACGGAGGCGACUUUACGUUGGCCUUGAUAAAGAACGGCCAGUACCAAGUGACAGCUUAUGGCGGGAAGGGCAACUACCAGCAGGGCUCCAACUCGGCCCUUCUCCUGCUGAACCAGGGCGACCUGGUUCACCUCGAGCUGCAGCAGGGAAGCCUCUACGAGCACCCACACGGCGAGGCAUACACCUCCUUCAGCGGCUUCCUUGUGAAGGACUAUUAGGACAACACAUGAAGGACCUUCUGUAACUAGGACUACUGGCCGCCGUGAUUUCUCCUUUAAUACUGAAACGGCAUUGCUCAUGGCACUUCCAUGCAGUCUUUACAUCGACGUCGAGGAGGGAAAUGACCUUCCGAAAGGCCAAUUUUGACUCAAUAAAACACAAACUGAUAAAAGAUUCAGUGCUAUCCAUAU
Penaeus monodon (black tiger shrimp) is the source of this 817-nucleotide messenger RNA. Its product is annotated as cerebellin-4-like. The transcript has 5 exons. NCBI's taxonomy places the organism in Eukaryota, Metazoa, Arthropoda, Malacostraca, Decapoda, Penaeidae. The coding region runs from base 44 to 625 and encodes 193 amino acids. The record is from RefSeq and is a predicted model, not a curated record. Gene Ontology annotation, molecular function: protein binding.